AUGGGAGAAACGUCAAAACUGGAGCAAGUGAGUGAUGCCAACAAAAACAAAGAGAUAGAAAUGGGAGAAGCGUCAACUCCUGUUGAAGUUACCGAGGAGGACGACAAAAACAAAAAGAAAGAGGAAGAUUUGGAAGAAACGUCAAAAUCGGCGGCGGUGAUCGAUGUGAACAAAAUUAAACACAAAGAGAUGAAAUUGGCAGAACCUUCAAAACUGGUGGAAAUGAUCGAUCGGCUCAACUUGGAGAAAAAAGAUUUCUACGAGGCGUUACUAGAUCCUUUACGGAUAUUCAUAAUUCCAACAUAUAUCAAACGGAGAGAUCAAGCUUAUUAUGAGCCUAAAAUGGUGUCCAUUGGUCCAUACCACUACGGUAAACCUCAACUGGAACCCAUGCAGCGCCACAAGGAAAGGGCCCUAAUUCACUUCCUUAAGAGAAAGCCGGAGAUAAAGAUAAAACGGUACCAAAAGAAACUGAAGGAUGUCGUGAAUGAUUUGAGGGGAUGUUACGAGAUGGUCGAUGAGCUAGAGAAGUGGAAAAAUGAUGAAGAUUUUGUUAAACUCAUGCUGCUCGAUGGAGUUUUCCUUUUUGAAUUCUUGAAUGUCUUGAGGGGUAAUCAAGCAAGUCGCGAUUAUGCUGCUAUCGAUCCCAUAUUUGGCAGUCGUGGACAUAACUUGAACUAUAACUAUGUGAUGGAAGACUUGCUGUUGUUGGAGAACCAGAUUCCUUAUAAAGUGCUUUCAACAUUGCUGAUGGUCUCCGAAAACUUGGAUGAAAAGGCGGCAGAGAGCACCCUUUCCUCACUUAUGCUUGCUCCACCGAAAUACAAAGGCCAUCACUUGUUGGACAUGUAUAUAAAGGGAAUGCUGGGGGAAAGAAGCGAUCAGCAACCAAACACUGGAGAAAGCAAUGUAAAAGUUGCUGCAUCCAAGCUAAGCAUGUUAGGAAUCAAAUUUAGAAAAGUUGGGACUUACAGUGAUGCAAAAUUUGAUAGAAAGAAUAAAACGUUGAGUCUUCCUUCAAUCGUCAUCAACCAACACACAGUACCUAGAUUCUUUAACUCGAAAGUAUAUGAGCUUCGAGCAGGUACCAACAAGGAUUUGAACUCCUACAUUCACCUUGUGGAUUUUCUUAUUCAAUCGACCGAGGAUGUUAGCUCACUCCGCUCCCAGGGUAUCAUACUUAGUUCUUUGGUCAAAGACGAAGAUGUUGUUGAAGUCAUGAAGGAACUAACGAAGGAUACAGUACCAGGAGAUGUAGACGAUAUGUCUACUAAAAUAGUGAAGGAGGUAACCACGUUUUAUCAGGACAAGGAAGGAAAGGUCUCCACUUUAUGGAUAUGGGUAGCCGAUAACUGGGCUUCGAUAUUAUUUGCAGGAUUUUUACUCUAUGCACUCGCAGCAAUUCAGGCCGUUUACUCGGCUCUCUCGUUUCAUUACCGCAACAAAUAA
Molecule: messenger RNA, 1449 nt
Organism: Papaver somniferum (opium poppy)
Lineage: Eukaryota; Viridiplantae; Streptophyta; Magnoliopsida; Ranunculales; Papaveraceae
Product: UPF0481 protein At3g47200-like
Exons: 2
Coding region: 1-1449 (482 amino acids)
Source: RefSeq, a predicted model, not a curated record